CACGCGGCCUGGUCUCCAUGGUGACGGGUUAGCUUUGCGGAGGCUCCGGGCUAUGAAAGUGGCGGACUGGUGGCUGCUGUGGUGUCUUCGGAGAGUCGGGUGUCCUAGCAGGCCAACCCUCCGGCUCUCCCUUACAUAUGUUAGGCGGAGGUCAGCAGCAGCAGCAGCAGUAGUCCCGGUCUGAGUAGAACAUCAGAACUAUUCUAAAAAAAUGAGCAAGACAGAUGAAUCUGAUUCUGAUGGUGUACCAGACUAUGAAGAUGAUUUUGAGAAAGACCUCGACUGGCUUAUAAAUGAAGAUGCUGAGAAACAUGCCAGCAUCGAGAAUCACAAUGUUAAGGAACAGCUCAGUGAUUUGGAUUCUGACUCAACACAUUUAGAAAUAGACAAGAAUGAGAGUGACAGAUCCCCAAAUGGUGACAGACAGAUUGUCCACGAUGAUCCUAACCUCACAUUGGACUCGGCCUCUGACUUUGAGGAAGAUGAAGAGGCAAAGCGAUAUAUUGCAGAGAAGAUUGAAGAAGCUAACAAGAAAUUGGAAAUGGAAAUCAUAGAUGAAAAUCGUCAAAGAAAGCUCAAAUUCAAGGAGAGUCUGGUAGAUCUGGAAAUACCACCACUGGAAUUUCCAGACAGUCAUAGAAGUGAAGAUGUUACAGAUGGAGUUUCACAAUUAUAUAUUUCUGAUGUUUUAGCACAAAAAAUGGAGCAUCACGAUAAAAAUGGUGGCACUGAUAAAGAAUCCAAGGAUGGAAAAGUAUUAGUAGAGAAAGAAGGAAAGUUUGAACUUGUCAGUAUACAGGACGUUGAGAACCUGUGCUCUCUGCCACCAAUUAAUAACAAUAAUAAGGACAUUCCCAAAUCUCCAUCUCCGACAGUGCAGUCCAGUCAGUUUGGUACAGUGACUAAUGUAGACGGUGCAGAUGAGAAGAGCAUUUCCAGUAAUAAUAACAUGAAUGGCUUUAUCCCUCAUCCUCCUACUGGAUCUAAAGUCCGGCCCAGCUCUGCUAACAAUCUAAUGAAAUCUGUGCAUAAAGUAAAGCCACAACGGAGAGUGCAGUCUGCAAGUGUAUCUACUGGAAACACAACAUUCAGCCUCUCUGCUGAGCAAAAGCAGCAACUGAAAAGGUUUCAAGAAAGGCAAGAAAAACUUAGGAAAGAGAUGAAUAUGUUCUGUAAAAAGGAAGAAGAGCGUAAAAGACAAGAAGAAGAAGAAAAAAAGAGAGAAAAUGAGCUGGCUUUUAAGAUUUGGCUGCAAAGGAAAAAUGAACAACUUAUCCAAGCAAGAAGAGUCAAGCAGGCCAAGGAGCUGGAGGAGAUCAGCACAGCUGAUGAGGAGAGAGAUUCAAAAAAAGCUGUUGACGUUUGGCUUAAGAGAAAACAUGGAGAAUAUAUGACAGAAAAGAAGAUGGAGGAACUGCGAAAGCAGGAUACCUUUUUUCAUGAGCGAAAAGAAAGAGAAGAUGCUUUUGCACAGUGGUUAACAAUGAAGAGAAAACAAAAACGUGCCGAACAGCAAGCUGCUAAGGAGAGAUCUAGAAGACUUUUAUUAGAAGCCAGAAGAAGGAAGCAAAUAGACAACUUGCUGUACAGUAUCUCUGACUCCAAGCCAUUCUGUUACAUGAACCAUAUGUAACCUAUCUUUCAGUAUUUGUCAUUGACAGCAGCACUGCUUAAUACUCAAAUUAGUUUCUUUAGGAUGAUUUGAAAAAAGCUGUAUUUUAUUCCGUUAUUUUCUAUACAAUACUAUAUAUUUUUAUGUGAUAUCACAUAAUGUGUACGGACCUUUAGUUUUCAGAAUACAAGUAGUAAUAACAUUUUUAAAUGUUUUGAACCAUUUUAUUAUAUUUCAUAAGGUUUCCAUGAUGGUAAUUUAAUAUUAUUUAAAGUUAUGAACAGGAUGAAAUUCUACAUGCAUUGUGAAAUAACAUGGUGCACGCUAUAUGGCUGAAGCUUCACAGGUUAUUUUGUCAUGUGACUAUAGGUCAAAGUUACAUGCAAUGGUCCUACUCACCAAUUAGUUCCUUCACUUGCAAGUUGUAGUACAGCAAAUGAGGUUUAUAGUUACAUUAUUAAGAGACAGAUUUCCCACAGUUUAGACUUUUGUCCAGGUAGCUCUAAUCCCAAAAAGUAAACAACACACAAUCAUUAUUAUAUCCUUGCCAACAAUGGCAGUUUUAGUGUCAUGUACUUAUCAGAAAAAUAACUCCUUUUUUAAUUCUGCAAUAUUGUUAAUUGGAAACAAAUUUGUUUUAAAUCUAUAUUUUAAUAAUAUUUUAUAGUGUAUAGUGUGUUUUUUUUAACUAGAGAUACUCUGCAUAUUUCAUUACUGCAGUAAAUCUGAUCUGAGCUGCAGAAGUGCUUAAUAUUUAUGUUUUAUUAGCUAUCGAAAUGCAGUACGGAUGAUAAAACCUCAGUGUAUGAAGAUGAAUCAGUUGAAGUUUGAAUGCUUCAUUAAAUAAAAACUUUAGUUUGUUGUA
Pseudophryne corroboree (corroboree frog) is the source of this 2477-nucleotide messenger RNA. It is a transcript of the gene CCDC181, whose product is annotated as coiled-coil domain containing 181. Gene Ontology annotation, molecular function: microtubule binding. The transcript is spliced from 6 exons. The record is from RefSeq and is a predicted model, not a curated record. NCBI's taxonomy places the organism in Eukaryota, Metazoa, Chordata, Amphibia, Anura, Myobatrachidae. Bases 212 to 1633 code for a protein of 473 amino acids.